This is a messenger RNA of Camellia sinensis, 3913 nucleotides long. Its product is annotated as tetraketide alpha-pyrone reductase 2. The record is from RefSeq and is a predicted model, not a curated record. Gene Ontology annotation, molecular function: oxidoreductase activity, acting on the CH-OH group of donors, NAD or NADP as acceptor. NCBI's taxonomy places the organism in Eukaryota, Viridiplantae, Streptophyta, Magnoliopsida, Ericales, Theaceae.
UUUCCUCACUACUGCAUAUAAUUUAUAAACCAAAAAGAAAAAGAACUUUCAGUUCAUAAAAACAAACAAGGAAACGAAUCUACAGAUGAAUUUGUUAUACAGAAAAGUCAUAAAAAAAAUGCUGUGGCAGUGUCAUUUAUCAAUUACAAAUCACAACAGCGAAUGUUUUAGCUUGAAAUAAAAUGAUCACAGAAGGCAACAUGAUUAUGAUUACCAUUAUGAGAAUUACGUACAAAAGUUCUACUCGACGAACAAAAUAGAGUGCCCACCUACAUUUUCCUUCAUAAAAUUACUGUGGAAAGUGAAACGAAUGUAACAUGACAUGAUUAUUAUUAUUAUUAUUCUUUUUUUGUUGGAAAGCCAUGAGCAUCACCUAAUGCACACCGAUACAACUCUGUUCACACACUUCCCACCCAUCAAUAUACAAAGUAGGAACAAAGUGAAAUGCAUGGCACAUGACCUAAUUUCUUUUCUUUCUUUUUUUUAACCUAAGCCAUCAAAGUCGCUACAAUAUAUAUCUAGCAAACCAGAGAGACAGAAACAGAGACAGAGACAGAGACAGAGAAAGAUGCCAGAGUACUGUGUAACAGGGGGCACAGGGUUCAUAGCGGCUUACCUAGUGAAGUCGCUGCUGGAAAAUGGUCACACAGUCCGCACAACCGUGAGAGAUCCAGAAAAUGUGGAAAAGGUAAGCUUCCUUUGGGAGCUAAGUGGAGCCAAGGAGAGACUAAAGAUUUUCAAAGCUGAUCUAAUGGUGGAAGGAAGCUUCGACCAAGCUGUACAGGGAGUUGAAGGGGUCUUCCAUACUGCAUCUCCAGUUAUUGUACCAUGCGAUCAGAAUAUUCAGGAAACUCUGAUUGAUCCAUGUAUAAAGGGCACACUGAAUGUUCUGAGCUCCUGCGCAAAAGCAACCAGUGUGAGACGGGUUGUACUGACAUCUUCCUGCUCUUCAAUAAGAUACCGUGAUGAUGUCCAACAAGUCUCUCCUCUAAAUGAAUCUCACUGGAGUGAUCUGGAGUAUUGCAAACGCUACAAUAUGUGGUAUGCAUAUGCAAAAACUAUUGCAGAGAAAGAGGCAUGGAGAGUAGCAGAGGAAAGUGGGAUUGAUCUAGUGGUGGUGAACCCCUCUUUCGUUGUUGGUCCCUUGCUUACACCACAACCAACCAGUACACUCCAAUUGAUUCUAGCCAUCAUUAAAGGUUUGGGAGGAGAAUACCCAAAUACAACAGUAGGGUUUGUGCAUAUAGAUGACGUUGUCGCUGCACAUUUGUUAGCAAUGGAGGAAAGGAAAGCAUCAGGCAGGCUCAUAUGUUCAAGCUCAGUAGCUCAUUGGUCAGAGAUCAUCAAGAUGCUAAGGACCAAAUAUCCAUCCUACCCGUUUGAAGACAAUUGUAGAAGCCAAAAAGGAGAUAACAACCCACACAGCAUGGAUAGCAGUAAGAUUAUUCAGUUGGGGCUCCCUCCUUUGAAGACACUCGAUCAAAUGUUUGGUGACUGCAUCAAAAGUUUUCAAGAAAAGGGAUUUCUGUGAGGUCUAUAAUGUUUUCUGCAAGCUUUUUCAGCUAGUUGUGCUCAUUAUAUUCUCAAGGACUUAACUAUUUGUCCCAAACUUAAGACAAAAUUGUUGAAAAUAAUUCAACUGUUUCUCCAAGAGGGAGAGAAAUCCAAUAUUGCUCUCAUUAAUAUUUUGCACCACCACAGAACUGAAAAUGUGCUGUGUUUAAGGCCUCUAUUAGUUAUUUCUCAUCAAUUUGUAAGUGAGAAAUAGAAAAAUCAAUUAUUAAAAAACUGUGCAAGAAUCUUGUUGGAGACUCGAAGUCCACAAUGACUGACAAAGACAAAAUGAGUACGCUUAAGACAGAUAACAUCAUCAUUUUGGAAUGCAAUCUAUCUUCCUCAAUAAUAUUUUUACAAGUUUGUUAUUCAAACAAAGCUUUCCAGGACUAAACAAGGAAAGAAUUUAAAAACUAUACAACACAAAUUUGGAAAAGUUAAUGAACUGUAUCAGACUCUACCUGAUAACUCUAGUGAGUUUUGGUUUGGAAUUUUGCACUUGCCCUAAAUUGUCCAGAUUAUGUUAUUCUAGAAUAGGAUCCUAGAACACAGAUCAAAAGACAUCAACGUAUACAUGCAUCAAUUUUGCACUUGAACCACUAAAUCUGUUAACCAGAUAAAAGAAGCAAAUAUAAAAUGUGUAGACCAUAAUGAAAGUAUAAGUACCUUGAGUAUGAUGACGUUGAGGUAAUUCUUACAACAGGUGGAAAGGAUAUAUAACGAUAGCGGAAGUUUUCUAAAUUUGUACAUAAUUUUUUAAUAAAGUAUACAAAUAUAAUUGUGUCCUGGUGUCCUUAGCAAGAGAAUUAGAUGAAUCUAACACUUACAUAUAUACCCUUAUGCGACACAUAACUGAGUCCAUUUAACAUAGCUGGCCAAGUAACCAAUUAACAAUAACCAUACACGCACAAAAUGCAUAAUGGAAUUUUGCACACAAUACACUCUGGGGGCAAUACAGAAAGACACUCAACAUAAUACUAAUUUCUCCCCAACAGUCCAAGCAUCAAGGAUUCCCCCACAACCCCCUACCCCACAAGAAAAAGUUAGAAAGUACUCUAUAAAAAUGGAAACUUAUUAUCCCAGCCAGUCCUCCCCAUAAAGCCAAAUUCCACUAAAUUACAACCUCAAGCAAUUUAUGGUCUAUUUGGUUCACUAGAAUGAGAUAGAAUGAAAUGGAAUAGUAAUUCCUUAGGCUCCCCUAUGGAAUGAUCAUUCCCUUACAAUGAUUAAUGAUGAUUCCAUUUGAAAUGUAUUUUUCAUUAUUUUUUAGUUAACCAAACAUAGGAAUGGACAUUUUGGUGGAAUGAUCAUUCCAUUACACUCCAUUCCAAUGAACCAAACACUACCUUAGGGUGCUGCAAAAAACAAUAUGAAAGCUUUCCCCCUUGAUAUUCUCUGACAACCAAGUUUAUUUGAUACAAGAAUCCAAAUAGUAGAGCUCCUCACAAAAACUUGAUAUGUCAAUUGAUUUUUUCCCACUUGAUUUUUUAAAUCAUGUCAAGAUCUGUAUUUGUUUCCUCAGUAUCAUUAUUUUUGUUGGCUAACUAACAAUGUGUUUGCUGAGGAUGACAUCUUCUGUUGAGAAUUCUGUCGAGGACUCAGUUUUGCAACAUGGUUGGUCUAGAUGGCUUCGAGAAACACCUUUUGGACAAAUCAUAAAUGAUGUGGCAGCCUGUUAGGAAAGCUUUAGACAAUGAAUACAUUAUUAAUAGAAGUUGCGUGAAGGACACUAGGCAUUGUAGGACUAGAGUAGUUUCCCACAACUUGGGAAUAAUUGUUAGUAGUUAGAGAAAUAGAGGCAAAUAUUGGUCUUGUAUCCUCUAUAUGUGCUGCGUUGUAUGCUGCGAUCUCUUGAAGAGUUAAAUAAAAAUCACAGAUUUUAUUAAUUACCUUUCAAGGACUUAAGAGUAUGUAAUGUAAAGUUUAUCUCAUGAAAAAGAGUGUUGACCCUUGACAACAACUCAAGUAAUCUUUAUGUUCUAUUCAUCAUCAUUAUUUCACUGUUAUUUGUUCUUGAAACUAGACAAUGAACCACAUUUAAUAGUCCAGUCUUAAUUCUUAAAUAGUUUUGCCCAUGAUAAGGAAUUAGUCACAAAUAAUUUUUGUCACACUCAAUGAGACCAUACAUUUUAUUAAAUUUCGGCAUAUCCCUUAACAGAAUUCACGAUGCAAAAUGUCCUAUUGAAAGAUAAUUUUAAUUUUCAUUGCUGGGUUAGGAAAAUAUACAAGUACAUAAAUGGUAAUGAUAUAUAUAGACACAAAAUUCAUACAAAAUUAAUUUACAAAAACAAGACACCCAUAGAGAUGAGUUUAAUUUACAAAAAUUUUUGUGGUGUUUUUUUUUUUUUGGUAUAAAUAG